Molecule: messenger RNA, 1978 nt
Organism: Moneuplotes crassus
Lineage: Eukaryota; Ciliophora; Spirotrichea; Euplotida; Euplotidae
Source: the annotation of a GenBank genome assembly
UUGAUUAACUCUUAUCCAAAAUGGAAACACAUAGCCCUUUCUCAGAAGAAGAUGCAACCUCUAAGAGUCUACACGAGCAUGAUGAUGCUAAAUCAGAAAAUGGGAGAGACUCCAACCCUCAGGAGACUAAGGACCAUAUAGCUAAUCAUAAGUACUGAGUUGAGCAUCAGGCUGCACAGAGUCUUGAUGUAGGAGUUAACAGAAGGCUGCAUUCAGUAUGAAAUAAAGAAAGUCAACAUUUUAUUUUUAAUCAAGAGCUAGACCUAGGAGAAUACUCAGUCGAGAGUUCACAGAAAAAGUAUAAAAAGAAUGAAAAAUAAACUGAUCAAAAUAUUGCAACCAAAUAGAAUAAAAACUCUAUCAAAAAGUGAAAGAAAGUUUAUCUCAGGCUACCUUAUGAGCAAGAAAACCAAUUCUAUUACUGAAGAGCAGAGGACUAAGUUGUGGCUGGUUGGCUCUGGAGCUGAGACUCUUCUAAAAGACAACCCAGGGUAUUACCACAACCUUCUUGAUAAAGUAAAGGGGUACCCAAACCCUUGCUUCUCUCAGAUCCACUUGGAUCUCCACAGAACUUUCAGUACUGACGAAAGUUUCUACACCAAAGAGAAUGAGAAUACUUUGAAAAGAGUGCUGUCAGCUUAUGUUCUAAGAAACCCCACUAUCGGAUAUUGCCAAGGACUCAACUUCAUUGCAGCAGUUCUAAUUACUCAGCUCAGUGAGGAGCAGGCAUUCUGGGUUUUGUGACAAGUCAUCGAAUCGAUCUUGCCGACAGAUUACUUUAACUUAAUGACAGGAGUCAUUAUUGACCAAAGAGUAUUUGAAGAACUUAUCUCUGAAUAUCAUCCCGAUGUGCACAAGCAUUUCAAAAAGCAUGAAUUCCAAAUGGGGUCUCUGACUACCCAGUGGUUCGUCUGCAUAUUUGCAAACACUCUGAAGCUGAACCUUCUGAAAGAACAGUUUUCCACUCUUUCUAUUUUUGAUGUGUGGGAUUUCACGAUCACGCUUGGAUGCUCAGGAAUCUUCAAAAUAGCUUUAUCUGUAAUAGGAUAUUUAAAAAGUGACAUUCUCAAAAUUAAAGAUCAGGGUGAUUUGUUCAUGCUUUUCCGGGAAUGCGCUGAGAGACUUCCUCCCUUCAAAGACUUAAAUAAAUUUUUGAAGAAAUUUGAAAUUACUCCUAAUCGCAUCAAAAACCUUAGAAUUGCUUUUAAAGAGGAUGCAUAUGAGGAGUUUGCUGAAAGGCAUUAUAAGCAAACCCAAAGUAAGAUUCUUAGAAGUAAGACAGACAUUUCAUCUGGACUUGAAGAGACCCUCAAGGAGAAAUUUCUAAGGAAAAUUUAUUUGUACAAUGGAAUAUCCAAACUCAGGAGUCAACAGGAUUGGCCUAAAGACAUUCUUGAAAACUUCGAUGAAGAAGUAGUUGCUGGGAACUCUUGUGAUACAAACUGGCCUAUCUGUCUCUAUGACUUCUUCUACCAAAACAAGAUUCAGAGACAUUUUGCUUUCAAAAAUAAGAAGAAAAUCAAUAUAAUAGAACAUCAUUUCGGAGAACCCUCACUGCAUGCUGAUAGUGGUGAGGAGUUGCAAUUUACAACAGUCAAACUAGAGGAGGACAAAAUUGACUCUGACAAUGGGAAUGAAAUAGACUUUGACAGCGAAGGAGACACAGAGCCCAACAAACUUGACGGGCUUUUACUAGAGAGGAAUAUUCAUCUUUGAAACCAAGAAAACUUUGAAGAAAAGUUUAAAUUGCUCUUUGGAAACAAGAAUAGUGAAUUCUUUAUUGAAGCUUUGCAAAGUAUGUACCAAGAUAGCGGAGACAUUUCAUACUCUGAGAAAUGUAACAGAUUUAUUUCAGUGUGAAGCAUGCUUGCUGAAAAAGUUCCUCUUUAUGAGAAAGGCAAUAUUAGUAAAGACUUCUUUGAUAAUCUCAAAGAACUUGAAUAUGCUCAGAGAAAAUCUAAAUAGUUUCAAUGUUAAA